Molecule: messenger RNA, 807 nt
Organism: Stereum hirsutum FP-91666 SS1
Lineage: Eukaryota; Fungi; Basidiomycota; Agaricomycetes; Russulales; Stereaceae
Exons: 8
Coding region: 1-807 (268 amino acids)
Source: RefSeq, a predicted model, not a curated record
AUGAAAGCGUCCAAAUAUUUGGUGCGAGUUGAACUGGCAAAUCCCGGUGACGGCACGACCAACGCUACUGUAACUCCAAUAGGGGUCGGUCAAACUUGGGUCAAACCUGAGUUUCAAGCUCGUCUCGACUCUCGAAUAAGUAACUCGUUUCAAAGAGCCUUAGCCGAAAGCGAAUGGAAGUGGAUAUUUUUUGGUGGAAUACGUCCGCAUCAUUCGGAUUCAAUUGCCGGGAUUAUUGGAAACCUGCGACAAAUGGAGUACAGGAUUAGGAACAAUUCCCUUGAACUACCGGAGGCUUGGAAGUCGCCUCAAUACCCUCCAGGAACGCUGUUGCGGCCAUACCUAGAAUGUCUUGAGCUUGAGACUAGGAUCUAUAAUCCUCUAGUUCGCUAUGUAGCGCACCCACCCCCCCUAAGCACUCUGGGUGCCAUCGAUAGCCGUAAAUUGGGGUGGAUGCUGUUGAAGAUGCCACACUGUGAUGUUUUGAGCUCACAACGGCCCUUCCCGUUUGCAGCAAAAUGUGUCAAUAAGGUUGUCCCCAUGGUGCCCGAGAAGUUCACGAGCGGCUAUUUCGUUAACAUAGACAAUAUUCCGGGAGAAUGUGAAGCUGUUGCGCACUUGGCAGCCCUGUCCAUACCUACGCUUCGAAUGUUUGUGGAACAUCUGGAACAACAGUUCAAGGCCACGGGAGUCGCUCAAAAGCAGUGUACUGUUCCGAGCACGUUCUAUGUUCUUGGUCUCCUGUACGAUGCAGUAGGGACGUAUUCAAUUGGCAAUGGUCAGGACACAAACGCGUCAAAUUUCUAA